UUCAGGUUCAACUCAUCGGAAGGAAAAAUCAGUGUUAGUUCAUCCUACGCUAAUCACGCGCCCGGCCUGAAACAUUACCACUCUACCCAUAAGCGAGGAUUUUGCAAACACAGGCAGGCAGAUGCCAGACCUAUCAACCCUAGCCUCAACUCCUGCUUUCCCUCCGUUUCUCCCCUUUUCUCCAAGCUCCUCCAUAACAACUCAUCAUCUCCCCACCCAAAUCUUUAACAAGAUCAACCCUAGUCUGUACCAACCCUAUCAUACUCUCCAUGGUGCCAGACAACCACCUUCAGCUUUCACCUACAACUCCCUCAUUAGGACUUACAUCCAGGACCAUCUCCCUCACCAUGCACUCUUCCUCUUCAACCACAUGCUUUCACAAUGCGUGUGUCUUCCGGACAAGUUCACAUUCCCCUUGGUCCUCAAAGCCUGUUCCCAGAUGUCAGCCCUCCAAGAAGGCAUGCAAAUACACUCCAUGGUCCUCAAAAUAAACAACUUGUCCACUGAUGUCUACGUCCAGAGCUGCCUUGUUGAUGUGUAUGUGAAAUGUGGCAGAAUUGAUGUCGCACUUCAGGUGCUUGAUGGAAUGCCUGAAAGAACUGUUGUUGCUGGAAACUCUAUAGUUGAUGGUUAUGUGAAGUCUGGUGACAUGGAUUCUGCAUAUAGAUCCUUUAUAGAGAUGCCUGAGAGGGAUAUUGUCUCAUGGAAUUGUUUGAUUGGAGGGUGCGUGCAGAAUUCUCUUCUGAAUGAGGCCCUUGCGCUGUUUCUUGAGUUGCAGUUGUCUGGUCUCCAGCCUGAUGAACAGACAAUGUCUAUUAUGCUUUCUGCAGUCUCUGAUAUUGGUCUACUUGCGGCAGGUAAGAUGGUGCAUGGGUACAUAAUGCGCCGCGGGUUAUCUUUGAAUGGUGCUGUAGGGGUUGCAUUGACAAACAUGUACACUAAAUGUGGGAGCAUCGGUGCUGCCUCCAAUGUUUUCAGAAGCAUUCCAGCUAAAAAUGUGGGUCACUGGACAUCGAUGAUAGGAGGACUGGCAGCACAUGGCCUCGCGGAGGCUUCUCUUCUUCUGUUCUCUGAGAUGCUUUGUUCUAGCACAAAGCCGAAUGACAUUACUUUUGUUAGUGUCUUGAGCGCUUGCAGUCAUGCUGGACUUCUAAAUGAAAGCUUAGUUUGUUUCGACCUCAUGGCACACUUUGGCAUAAGGCCAUCAAUCGAGCACUACGGUUGUUUGGUAGAUGUGCUAGGCCGGUCUGGGUUUCUACAAGAAGCACUAGAAAUUAUUGACAAGCUACCCAUGAAACCAAAUAUGGUGAUCUGGUCUACAUUGUUAGCUUCUUGCAGGAAUCAUGGCAAUGUAGAGAUUGCAGAGAUUGCAGCUAAAAAUUUGAUUCAAAUUCAACCUAGUUAUGGUGGUGGGUAUCUUCUUCUAUCAAAUCUUUAUGCUCGAAUUGGAAAAAGGAAGGAUUCAGCUAAGCUGAGGAUGAUGAUGGAGGAGAGCAGGGCAGAAAAAGUUCAUGGUUUCAGUUCAAUUGAGGUUAAUGGCUCUGUGCAUGAAUUUGUAGUCGGGGACAAGUAUCAUGUGCAGACUAGGGAAAUUUAUGAGAUGUUGGAUGAGAUGAAAUGUAAUUUAUUAUCUGCUGGUUAUCAACCAGAGGCUUGUGAUCUUACCUACUGUCGAGAGAGCAUUGAGGAGGAGGAUUAUUGAGUCUGCAUGGAGAAGUGCCAUAGAUGACUGAUUUUCAGGUUUCGAGGUUCUUUCAACUGCAUAAUUUGCACAAAUAAUUACUAGCACAUUGCAGGGCCAAAGAAGCGAAUAUGGGGGCGUUUUGAAGCAAAACAUAUCAACUUACUGAAUCAGAACAUCACCACGGCUCAUAACGGCCAUGCUGACAUCUUACCACUGUCGUUAUCCAUUUCCAUCAUAGCCGUUAUCAAGCUGUGACAGAGUGGAAUAACAAAGAAUAACAGAGAAGUUACAACGGCCUCAACAACGGCCGUUGUGAACCAUUACAGCUAUGACCAAUCCACACAAUGCCCAGAAAAUAUCAUACCAGGAUGCGACUUGGAGUCCAAGCAACAACUCACUCACCACGGCAUCCACAAUGGGCGUGGUGAGGCCGUGGUGGACUCGAUAUUAUAAAACCCUAGGGUUUACUGUUUAAAGGGAGAUUCUUUUGUUGAAUUUCGUAGAGCGGCCGGAGUUCUGCAGACCUAAGUGGCUGGAGAUGAAUUUCAUUACUAUUUCAGCAGAUUCUAAUGAGUUUUCCAAGAGUGAUUUAACAUGCAUCAAUAGUGUAGGGCGUGCGAAGAGAUUCGGCGCUGUUUUGACGAUCUUGGUAUCCUUUCAACCUCAACCAUCGGAGAUCUAUUAGAGGGAGUUAGUUUAGAAAUUCUUUAUUCUUUGU
This is a messenger RNA of Dioscorea cayenensis subsp. rotundata (Guinea yam), 2402 nucleotides long. RefSeq names its product pentatricopeptide repeat-containing protein At5g66520-like. The record is from RefSeq and is a predicted model, not a curated record. Gene Ontology annotation, molecular function: RNA binding; protein binding. The transcript has 2 exons. Bases 122 to 1702 code for a protein of 526 amino acids. Gene Ontology annotation, biological process: RNA modification. Lineage: Eukaryota; Viridiplantae; Streptophyta; Magnoliopsida; Dioscoreales; Dioscoreaceae.